AUGCGCGCAGCGACCGUCGCAUUCGUUUUCGCUCUCACCGCGCCGUACCUCGCUGAGGCGUCCCCCGUCCCCUUUCCCUCCCGCUCCAGUCAUGACCCACAUCCUCCCACCACCAAAGAACGAGAUUCUACGUUGGCCGAGGCCGCCAUCGUCGGCACCAUCUCCCUCCUCCAGUCGGCGCUGCGGGGCACAUCAGACGACCCACGCGCCCCACCAGAUCGGAGAUGGCCACAGCUCGGCGCCGCAUGGUUCGACCCCGCGCAACAGCUCUACCGCCUGCCGGAGGGCUACGUAGUCCUCCGCCAGACAAUGAGCCCUGGUUUCAUCGUGCUCUCGUACCUCAUGUCGCUCGUCGGAGCGCUAUGCACCCUCGAGCUCCUCAUCCGCCGCACCUCGAACCGCGGUAUCUCCAAUGUCCUCCUCCUCGCAUCUGCGGGCAUCUGCUUCGGCGCAGUCUCGACAUUCGCCAUGCACUUCGUCGGUAACCAGUCGUUGGCGCUACACCACCCCAAACAGCUCGAGGACCCAUCGUACCCCGAUAUCCACCUCUCCUACCAGGGCGGCUACACUGUCCUGUCUCUCGUCGCAUCGUGUCUCGCCAUGACCUUCGCAUUCUUCGUCAUGGGCACAGACAUCCGCGUCUCUCAAUGGAAGCAGUGGUGGUACUCGUCUGGCUCGUCUACGGCCGGCAGCGACCGCAAGCUGCGCCGCACACCGACAAGUCCCAGCUGGAAGCUCCACAAGGCCAAAGCCAGCGUCAGGUCGGCCAACGUCGCUACCAUUUUCCACCAGGCCGGGAUGAUGCCGUCCUGGUCCCUCGACGGGCCAAGAGGCCGACAUUCGAACGGUGGAUGGAAAGACCUUAUGCCAUGGCGCUCGGCGAGGCGGCCAUCGAACCCCCUGGCCCCGCAGACAUAUGACACGGAUGUCGAUGAGGACACACUCAUCCGUCAGGACAAGGAGCUGAACGAACUCGACUUCCGCCACGGCCGCUUGGCAGUUCGUGACGAGCUCGACCGCCGAGCGCUCCAUGUCGGGACGCUGCAGGAUUCCGAUGCUGGUUCACCAGUCUCGCCCGUCUCGCCUCUCCUGUCGCAGCAGACACAGCUCCAGCUGUCCCCACUCGCACCGUUCUACCCCGCCGGGCCGCAGGCAACGCCGACCUACCGCGCUCCAUCGCCGACUUUCGACCCGGGGUACUCGUUCCCGCCUAGAGACUCGACCACCAACUUACUCCCCCACCACGAGCCAGUUCCACCGCCACUUGCAAGCCUGGCCCCGAUGGCCGGUCGCGAACCCGCCGUUAUGCAGAGCGGCCGUCGUGCUUCCCUCCCGGCCAUCACCACGCCGUUUACCCCGCGUAUUGCGCAGACCCUGUCUAGAAUCCAGAGCCUCCCUGAGCCGGAUCCAGAUGCACCUACAACGCCCAACAUUCUCCAAGACGCCCAAUUGCCCCACGCCGACCUCGCCGAGCCGCCCUCGAACACCCAGUCCAAGGUUACCUGCUCGGCUACCACGUCGUCCUCGGACGCAGCGACCGGUACAACAGGGGACGAGUUUGAUUCCGAUGCUCUCUACGAUGAGGAGGGCGAGCUCAAGAUCAAGAAAGUCGGGUGGCGCGAGCGUCUUCGCUUCAAGAUUCAGGCAGGGCUUCCGCUAACCCGGCUCGAGCAGGCGCAGCGGUUCCUCGGACUCGACGUGGUCACCUGGACCGAGGUCUUCAAGAUCUUCGUCACGGGCAUGGUCGCGGGCUGGGGCGUCGCUGCGAUGCACUACAUUGGCCAGGUGUCCAUCAACGACAUUCCGUACAUCGGAUACAAGGUCGGAUAUGUGGUCGGUUCGGUCAUCAUCGCAUCCAGCGCGGUCAUCAUUGCGCUGUACAUCAUGUUCAUCAUGCUCCGUCCUAAGCUCAAGCAUUCGUGGCUGUCCAAGAUUAUGGUCGCCUUCAUCCUGGCCCUCGCCGUUUGUGGGAUGCACUACACCGGCAUGCGGGGCACGAUCUACGGAUGGGAGAUGGACCGGCGGCCAAACGCCGCGACGUCCAUGAGUGGGACGAAGCGGGCCAUCACGGGCAUUGUCGCCGCGCUCGCUUUCGUGGCGUGCCUUGGUGUGGCGACGUUUAUCGUCAUGAACUCGAUCCGCGACCGCAAGGAGCGUGCACGGCGCCACCGCGUCGUCGUUGCGUCCGUGCUCCUCGACGACCAGGACCGCAUGUGUGUCAGCGCGAUCGACGGUAUGUUGCCUAUGUGCGACAUUGCGUCGCUUAGCCCUGGCGACGAUGGAACUAAGAAGAGAGCGCUCAACGAGACGGCGUCCUCCAUCGAGUCGAGCGGCCUUGGCGUCGAUCUCACCACCCAUAACGAGGCGUUCCUCCAGGCCAUGAAGAUGUCAUGGUCUUGGCGCAACCCGUUCUGGUCGUCACUCAACCCGUUUGCCUCGGCGUCCGAGAUAGUCGGCACGAAUGGGCUGGAACUCGCCCCUUCGCCACUGCCUGUCGCGGCGGCCCAACUCCCAACGCCGCCGUCUACGCCUCUGCAACUGCAACACCGGGGCUCUAUCGCAACGGACGCCACGGCAUCCCAAUCCGUCAUCUCGGGCAUCUCGGUGGUGACCAAGCUCAACAUUGCGAGAUUCCUCGAGAAGUUCGCAGUGUCCGCGACCCAGCUCUCAGUGCGCCUCACCGGCAAGCAGGAGGGCCUUAGUCGCCUAGGCGUGCUGUACGACAAGAUCCUUACGACUGGCUGGGUGCGUCUGCGCAACGGCAAGGACACAGUGUCCAAAGGCCAGUUAAUCUUCCUUGUUCGCCGCGUGACGUCGGACGAGGAACGCUCAGACCUGCUGUCGCGUCACUUCAUCUUUGCUGACGCGUCGUCGGUCGCGACGUCGCUGCACAAGACGCUGAGCACGCCGUUCGACGGCGUUCUAUCCUUACUCGACGACAUGCGUACGUUCUGCGACCACACGAUGCGCAUGUCGUUGCGCCCGAACACACUGUAUGCCGGUGUAGCCGUGGUGCAGGCGACGCCGUUUGAUGGUCUGCGCAUCCUGCUCAACAGCGAGGACCGCAGCCAAAUCCCCAUGCGCGAGGUGUGCACAUUCUCGACGCUCCCCGGUUUGCCGGUGGACGUGGCGGAUGGUCUGGCCGGCACGCUGCAGGAGAUCGGCCAAGCGGUGACGUGGCUUGAUGGAAUGUCACUGCUGAGCGUAAUCACGCGCAACAUGUCGCCCGAGAACGUGCCGCCACGUGUGGCACGUCUCCUCGCGGCCCUCGAGAAGGCCAUCGUGCCCAUCCUCGACAAUCUGCUCUCCCAGGAAGACAUGGCGUAUAUUCUCCCUCGCCUAACGCUGCACCCAGUGCUUGUGCCACUCACGCCCGCAUCAGCCGGGCGCACCGGCAGUCCCGGCUGGGCGGCACCCCACAUAAUCGUCUUCUACGCCAACUACGACGUUACUGUCACCUCGUUCGCCGACCAAUGGCACCCCUUCUCCCUCUUCCGCGCGCAAAACAGCUGCGUCAUGGCCGGCGCCAUUGACCGCAUCUCGCGCGCUGCGGCCUCAGUCCCCGAACACAACAUCUACGCCCGCCGGCCCUCCAAGGUUCAAUUUGAGGAGCCCGCAUUCGGCAACUACUCCUUUGCCCGCGACGAGUGGAGUCCCCUCGCGGCUAGCCGUGAACGCCAGCCGCCCCGCCGUUCCAGUCUGAGCAAGACGCCGGCGCGCGAAACCGAGUCGAACGACAUAAGCGGUAUCGCGGAAUGGGAACCUAACUGGCUCAUCAAUCUUUUGCGCGCGCGACUGCGCGCUGACGCUUAG
Molecule: messenger RNA, 3813 nt
Organism: Cutaneotrichosporon cavernicola
Lineage: Eukaryota; Fungi; Basidiomycota; Tremellomycetes; Trichosporonales; Trichosporonaceae
Exons: 2
Coding region: 1-3813 (1270 amino acids)
Source: RefSeq, a predicted model, not a curated record